Molecule: messenger RNA, 1736 nt
Organism: Oryzias melastigma (Indian medaka)
Lineage: Eukaryota; Metazoa; Chordata; Actinopteri; Beloniformes; Adrianichthyidae
Gene: lim2.2
Product: lens intrinsic membrane protein 2.2
Exons: 6
Coding region: 302-826 (174 amino acids)
Cellular component (GO): plasma membrane
Molecular function (GO): structural constituent of eye lens
Source: RefSeq, a predicted model, not a curated record
CAGAAGUUCUGGAGGAGGCAGCAGUGAGCAAACAGAGCACAGUUACACGUUAAUUCUAGCAUGAAAACAAACACGAGCUGCCGCCGUCACGUUCCAGUAGAGGUCAUUCCAGGAUGAAAAUCCGGCUAAUUCGGACAAUGACGGGCAGAGGUGCAGGCCUUAAAAAGGAUAGGCACACGCCAUCAGCCAGUCACCCUGGAUAGAGAGCAGCCAAACAAGAGCAAGCAGCAACUCUGGAAUUACACCAUAACGCAACUUUCUCUCAGGUCAGGAGAACUGUGUUUUCCUGGGCUUCUCCACAAUGCUGUACACUUUAGCAGGAGGAGGCACCCUGUGUGGCGUCGCUGCCCUCGUUCUCCUCAUCGUUUCUACGGCAACAGACUUCUGGAUGCAGUAUCGGUACUCUGGCAGCUCCGCUAACCAGGGGCUGUGGAGGUUCUGCAUCAACAACAAAUGCCACGCGCACACCAUCACUGUGGCCUUUUGGGAUGCUACCCGGGCCUUCAUGCUGCUGGCAGUGCUGAGCUGUUUUGCUGGUGUGGUCCUGGGCCUCAGCGCCUUCACCAACGGUACAAAGAACCGGAGAGUGCGUACAGGCGGCAUCGCUCUGGUCCUGUCAGCCUUUCUAGCUCUUCUGGCUUUGGCAAUUUACACCGGAGUAACCGUCACGUUCUUUGGAAAACGCUUCCUGGAUUGGCGCUUUUCCUGGUCCUUCAUCAUUGGCUGGGUCGCCAUCAUCUUGGCUUUUGCUGCAGGUGUGUUUCAGCUCUGUGCAUACCGGCAGAACACAGCAGAACCAGCUCCUUCAAAUGUUCCUGACAGCUGAACAGGAUGAACUCACAGAGGAGCUCUCAGACUUUUGCAGCCGAUGUCGAUGUUUUUGACCACCGAGUGUGAAAUAAAUAGAAAUAACUGCAACUCUGAACUUGAAGUUAUUUUAUUUCCAAAACAGAUAUAAUUUUAAAUCUAGUUUGGACAUUAAAUUUAAUUAACUUUAAGGGAGAAAACUGUGAACCAAUUCAUAAUAUAUGAUUCAAAUCAUUGGGAUAUUUAUGUAUUCAUUUAAUUUAAUGAAAGGACUAAAAAAGGUCAGCAAGCAAAGAAACAUUUAACCAUUAAUUGCUCUCCAGGAAGUUUUAGGAAAACACAUUUGACCACUAGAUGGUGCUGUUGUAACACAAAAGCCUUCAUGGAGUAAAACAGCACUUCUAAAGAAGAACUUUUUAAAGACCGAAUCCAAUUAAAAUUGUGUUUUUGGCGUUUUCAACAUGUUCUUGUAGAUUUUCCUUGUGAUAUACAAAAACAUUUAAGAUUAAAAUUGGAUUUCUGAGAAUUUGGUUACAUCAGGACAAAUAGACAUCCUUUGAAAAAGCUCUUUUGUGACACAUCAAGUGAAAUGGCUGCUACAUUCUGAUACAUUCACUUAAAAUGGAUAACAUCAUUUAGUUAUCUCCACUGGAUGGAUCAUAUAAUGCUUGCCAUUUUUGUUGCACCGGUAAACUAGCAGGAGUGUAAACACAGGGAUAAUGGGGUCUCAGUGGAGGCUUACUUCAGCGCCAACAGCAAAAUUAACAAUUUUAGGCAAAAGUCUGAUGAUCUCUUGCUGCUCUGCACAAAAUAUAUCCAAGAAAAUGACAGAUUUAUUUAAAUUUUGACAUAAAAAAAGCAAAAAUAAUUAUAUUCAAAAGACCACAAGAAAUGCCCCCCCCCAUAAAAUAAAUCAAAAUAUGAUUAGA